AUGGGUGGUGGAGACGACCCAGCCCGCACGGUAGAGAUAAUACAGGAUGAGAUGAAGGGCGAGCUCGAGAUCAUCAUGGACGACACGAUGACCGAAAAGGCUCGUGCAGAUGCGAAUAUCAAGUAUGAAAAGCUUAUGAAUGAACUGGACAAGCACCCAAACUACAAGCAGAUGCUCAUGAAGCAGGCCGAUGAAUUGGAG
Sphaeroforma arctica JP610 is the source of this 201-nucleotide messenger RNA. RefSeq lists its product as hypothetical. The annotation marks the transcript as partial. The transcript has a single exon. The record is from RefSeq and is a predicted model, not a curated record. NCBI's taxonomy places the organism in Eukaryota, Ichthyosporea, Ichthyophonida.